CCCUUUUUUUUUUAGGAUUAAACAUCUUUAAAAGUCGAUCAACUUUCAUUCAUGGGGGAGGAAGAUAAAAGGGGGAGUUUGUUUGGUCUUUUGGAUGUGUAGUGCUUGUGCUUAUUCCAUUUUCUCUUUUGCUUUGAUUUGGGUUUCUUUGUAGGUAACAGUUAUCUCUCAACUCUCAGCUUCAUCAGUUCUUCCCUUUAAACUUCAAGAGACUCCCUUUUACUCUAGUAGGUCUAUGCCCUAUCAACCCCAUCUCCCUUCGCUUUUAUGUAAUUUACCUCCACAUCUGUCUUUCCCUUUAGAAAAGAGAGAAUAAACAACACAAACGUGUGAGAAACAACAGGACAAAAGAAAAAAGAGUGUAAUAAGGAUCCGAAUUCUGAUAAGCAUGGCAUUAGAGGCAGUAGUUUACUCUCAAGUCCCAUUUUCUUAUGCUUGCAAGGACAUCUACCCUGUGGGAGGAGCUGGAGGAGGAGGAACUUGGGGCUAUGACUCUUUCUGCUUCCAAGAAGAAGAUAAAGCUCUUAUUGGAAUUCUUGACAACAACAUAGAACAAAAACAAGGGAGUCAUCUCCAUGCAUAUUGGGACUCCUCAUCUACUUCGUUCAUCCAACAUGCAAAGGAAUGGGACCUAUAUUCUUCACCUGAAGCUUGCACUGUUGAUCAGUCUCUCCCUGCAGCUGGAUUCCAAUGUCCAACGGAACCUUCUGCAGCGGCCACGGCAACAACAACGACGACGACGACGAACAGUACUAGACGAAAACGUCGACGCACCAGGAGCAGCAAGAACAAAGAAGAGCUAGAGAACCAGAGAAUAACUCAUAUUACUGUUGAACGCAAUCGCCGGAAACAAAUGAAUGAGUACCUCGGGGUGCUCAGAUCUUUGAUGCCACCUUCUUAUGUUCAAAGGGGUGAUCAAGCAUCGAUAAUUGGUGGAGCGAUUAAUUUUGUUAAGGAAUUAGAGCAGCUCUUGCAGUCCACGGAGGCUCAUAAGAGGACUAGUCAACAGCCAGAACAUAAUAGCAACCCUUCACCGUUUGCUGAGUUUUUCACCUUUCCACAGUUCUCAACUCGUGCAACUCAGUGCAAUAAUUCGCACUCCAUGGCAGCUGAGCCCAUGGCCGCCGCCGAAAGCGUGGCGGACAUAGAAGUGACCAUGGUGGAGACCCAUGCCAACCUCAAGAUACUCUCAAAGAAACGACCCAGACAGCUCUUGAAACUGGUCGCUGGAUUGCAAAGCCUAAGGCUCACCAUUCUCCACCUCAAUGUCACAACCGUAGAAGAAAUGGCUUUGUAUUCAAUUAGCGUCAAGGUUGAGGAAGGAUGCCAUCUGAACACUGUGGAUGAAAUUGCUGCUGCUGCUAACCAAAUGCUGCGCAGAAUCCAAGAAGAAGCUGCCUUUUAGUUAACACAUAUGUGAAGCCCUGAUUAUGUUUUUUGUUCUGCUGUGAUUGGGGUUAAUUAUCUGGCUCCAAAAAUGGAUGGAUCAAAGGGGAUUCCAUUGUUCUUUGCUCUCUAAUUUCUUGCAAGUUGAACUUGUCUUUUUCCCUCGUAUUUUUGAGAUAUACAAUGUAGUGCGUACAAUGUUUUUCCUAAUGUUGGGCAUAUUUUCCUUUCCUGCUAAUA
Molecule: messenger RNA, 1626 nt
Organism: Durio zibethinus
Lineage: Eukaryota; Viridiplantae; Streptophyta; Magnoliopsida; Malvales; Malvaceae
Product: transcription factor bHLH96-like
Biological process (GO): regulation of transcription by RNA polymerase II
Molecular function (GO): RNA polymerase II cis-regulatory region sequence-specific DNA binding; DNA-binding transcription factor activity, RNA polymerase II-specific; protein dimerization activity
Source: RefSeq, a predicted model, not a curated record